AUGGGAGAACAACUGUUGAACAACAGUGUCCUUGAUCAAUUUAUUCAUAGGCAUGAGCAGUCACAUUAAGACUUUCAAAAUACAUUCCCAUUUCUCCUUGCAGAGGAAGGAGGAAAGACGAUUCAAGGAACUAAAGUGGACUCCCUAAGAAAAUUAUUUUCUACUUCUGAAUUAUCAAGCAGAAAUAAAUAGGGUGGCUCAUCUGGAAGAAGCAAAGAUAUACGGAUGCCUCUUUGCCACAUAUGCCAAAUGAGAAUAAGGAUGAAGUGGAAGGUGAAUAAGGCAGAUAUUGUGCUGGAAGUCUGUUAUAGACCACCCAACCAGGAGGAGGAGACAGAUGAAGUAUUCUACAAGCAGCUGGCAGAAUUCUCACAAUUGCCAGCCCUUUCUCUGGUGGACAAGUACUUAGAUUUGGAAGAUACAGACACAGAUGAAGAGACUUGUUCUGCAGGGUCAUCAGUUCUCUCAGCAGAGGUGGAACAGACAGUGACUUAUUGUACACCCUAUUUUGAUAGGCCAAUUCAACUGAAAUUUAGAACUUUGCCCCUACCUCUGCCAGGGGACAGGAAGGCACAGGAGCUACUAGGGGAUGAUGUUCAACCAUUCUCACUUGAUGAGGAAGUUGAUUAUGACAAUGUGGUACUGACCCCUAAGUUCUCUGAAGCUGAACUUAAGGCCAUUACAGAAUUGUCUGAAGAGAAGAAAAUGGGCACAGGUAUCAAGUCAGCAUGA
This is a messenger RNA of Apus apus (common swift), 732 nucleotides long. It is a transcript of the gene IFTAP, whose product is annotated as intraflagellar transport associated protein. Gene Ontology annotation, biological process: spermatogenesis; acrosome reaction. The record is from RefSeq and is a predicted model, not a curated record. NCBI's taxonomy places the organism in Eukaryota, Metazoa, Chordata, Aves, Apodiformes, Apodidae. Gene Ontology annotation, molecular function: intraciliary transport particle A binding. Gene Ontology annotation, cellular component: cytosol; 9+0 non-motile cilium.